Solanum dulcamara is the source of this 1189-nucleotide messenger RNA. RefSeq names its product peroxidase N1-like. NCBI's taxonomy places the organism in Eukaryota, Viridiplantae, Streptophyta, Magnoliopsida, Solanales, Solanaceae. Gene Ontology annotation, biological process: hydrogen peroxide catabolic process; response to oxidative stress. Gene Ontology annotation, cellular component: plant-type cell wall; plasmodesma. The coding region runs from base 75 to 1070 and encodes 331 amino acids. The transcript has 3 exons. The record is from RefSeq and is a predicted model, not a curated record. Gene Ontology annotation, molecular function: peroxidase activity; heme binding.
UUCAAUCAUUAAGCAACGUAAAAAAAAGAGAGUAGAAUUUUAUUCAUAGUAUACACACACACAUAACAUCAUAUAUGGAGUACUUCUAUUACAAUUCAAUCAACAAACUGGUUACGAUUAUUUUUAUUCUCGUGUUGGUAAUUGAUGUGACUAUGGUAUUAGGCCAAGGGACUCGUGUUGGAUUUUAUUCCCGUACGUGCCCAAGAGCCGAAUCCAUCGUUCAAUCAACGGUGAGGUCUCAUUUUCAGUCUGAUCCAACGGUGGCGCCAGGAUUGUUGAGAAUGCACUUCCAUGAUUGUUUCGUACAAGGUUGUGACGGUUCCAUCCUCAUUUCUGGUGCUGACACUGAGAGAACAGCGCCUCCCAAUUCCUUGUUGAGAGGAUACGAGGUUAUUGACGAUGCUAAGCAGCAAAUUGAAACUAUUUGUCCCGGAGUUGUUUCAUGUGCUGACAUUCUUGCUCUUGGUGCUCGUGAUUCUGUUCUUGUGACUAAGGGACUGACCUGGUCUGUACCCACGGGACGUAGAGAUGGACGCGUUUCAAGAGCAUCCGACACAACUGAUUUGCCAGGUUUUACUGAAUCUGUUGAUUCUCAAAAGCAAAAGUUUUCUGCAAAGGGUCUCAACACUCAAGAUCUUGUCACCCUUGUUGGUGGGCACACAAUUGGAACUUCAGCAUGCCAAUUCUUCAGCUACAGGAUAUACGAUUUCAACUCCACUGGUGGCCCUGACCCUUCAAUAGAUGCAUCCUUUCUUCCUCAGCUUCGAGCCUUAUGUCCCCAAAACGGGGAUGGCUCGAAGCGUGUGGCACUAGACACUGGAAGCGUGAACAAUUUUGACACCUCGUAUUUCUCUAACUUGAGGAAUGGUCGCGGAAUUCUGGAAUCAGACCAGAAAUUGUGGACCGAUGAUUCGACCAAGGUGUUUGUUCAAAGGUAUUUAGGUCUCAGGGGAUUUCUUGGAUUGAGAUUCGGCGUCGAAUUUGGAAGGUCCAUGGUUAAAAUGAGCAAUAUUGGAGUUUUGACAGGGACUAAUGGUGAAAUUCGUAAAGUUUGCUCUGCAUUCAACUGAUGCAUGUAUUGUCCCCUUUAAUUUUAUGUACUAAUUAGUUUCGUUCAGUAAGCGCAAGCUGCAAAAUGGAAUUGUUAGUGGUAUCUAAUAUCAAUAAAUAAAAGCAUUUACCCAGUGAA